This is a messenger RNA of Bicyclus anynana (squinting bush brown), 2349 nucleotides long. RefSeq names its product centromere/kinetochore protein zw10. Bases 145 to 2334 code for a protein of 729 amino acids. Lineage: Eukaryota; Metazoa; Arthropoda; Insecta; Lepidoptera; Nymphalidae. Gene Ontology annotation, cellular component: RZZ complex. The transcript has 4 exons. Gene Ontology annotation, biological process: mitotic spindle assembly checkpoint signaling; endoplasmic reticulum to Golgi vesicle-mediated transport. The record is from RefSeq and is a predicted model, not a curated record.
GUCGGUGCGAUUGUCAGAAUAUUUGAAAUUUUGAAUUUAAAUUUUUGAAAUCCGAUCGUUUUAAUUUAUCUUUUGUUUUGUUUUAUUUAUUUAUCCAUCUUUAUUUCGAAUUGUUAACAUUUAAAGUUUAUUUUGUUUUUAACUAUGAGUUUAGCAAAUGAAGUUUCGCAAGAGGCGGAUAAAGCUACAACAAACGAUCUUAUAAAAUGUCGAGACGAACUUUUACCAAGAUUAAAGGAUCUUACAGAAAGGGUGCAAAUGUUAUCAUGGUCUUUACACCAGAAUUUCAUCGAUACAUAUUUCAAUUUCACACCAACGAAGAGUUUAGAGCAAUUGAAUUACAAAAAUCGUAAAUCGAACAUAUUAUCGGACUUCACUAAAUUCCAAGAAGAUGUAAAGUUUUUAGACAAAAAAUCCGAGAAAAAAGAAGUUAUAGAAGAAUUCGAAAACAAUUGUAAGAAAUUAGAUAAAUCAUUGAACAGUUUCCACGAUCUAUGCACUGUUGUCGAAGGCAAAAUAAUAUUGGAUAAGGCGAAUCAUGAAUUCGGGAGAUACAAUUACACUGAAGCCAUGGUAAGCGUUAAUGAGUUAAAAAACAAAUUACGUUCAAUGAAAUUCGAAGGAAACGGAACUAAAGCGUUAGCUAAUCUGAACUCUCAAGCUGAAAGCCAACUUGCGCUAUACACGGCAGAGUUGAGCAUAGAAAUGGAGGACAUAUUUACGUGGUCUCAAAAAAAAGGUGGCAACUUCCUCACAUACUCUCUGUCGGUACAGCAAAGUGAUCCGAGUCUGUUACAGAAGAUACUCAAGUCUCUGUAUGUCAUAGAGAGAAUGAACGCAGAACUAGCCCUAUUUUCCCAUUUCUUCAUAGACAAACUUCUACAUGACAUCAUACAACAUAAUUGUGAAAUUUUCACAGAAGAUUACAUAGGAGCAUUAGUCUUUAAUAUUAAAAUAAAUUUAAACGAGACAAAGAAACCAAACUUUCAAACUAUAUUCAUGAAUUUAACAGCAGUUUUUGAAUUCUUACAAUCAACAUUGGGUACUCAGUUGGUAGCUGAAAAAACAUUCAUACAAGUGUUCGCUGAUAAUAUUCAGGAUAAAUUUUUCAAUAAAAUAAUUGAAGAUUGCAUCAGAAAUAACUUGCCUUCAUGCGAGGGUACUUAUGAGAACUACAAAAACAUAGUCAUAGAAUUGGAUUCUUUCAAUAAAUUUUUGAUAGAGCUAAAAUUUGUCGAUACAGACAAAUCUCCCCUCAACGGUUACAUAAAUGACACAGAGUGUGUGUUGUACAACAAAAAAUGCGACAAAUUACUCUCUGACGUUCGCAAUUUACUAAAUGAAAGUUUGUCAUACGGUACUAUUAUAGUUGGAACGAACUUAGAGAUGCAAAAUGAGUCUUUAUUCGAUGUGACACAGAAAGAGGUAGUUUACGACCUAAACAACCCACUGUUUAUGCCGAGAUGUGUUAUUUCCCAAAAUGUCAAAAGAAUCAUGUCCAUGAUAGUCGAGCAUUUAGAAGAGAGUAUAAAACUGCCCCAGAAAUAUAAUAACCAAUUGGUUAUGUACAUAAAGGAUAUAGCAGUUAUGUACCAAUGUAUCAUACCUAAGAAAUUUAAAAUAAAUUUGGAACACUGUCCAUUGGAUAUUGCAUUAUUCUUCAACAACUGCUUCUACCUGGCGCACAGUCUGCUGGGGCCACCGUGGAGGAACAGCAUGCCACCGCCGCUGGCUGAGCUGCUCAACACCACACUGCUGGAGUGCAUACAGGAUCUGAGGGUGCUGGGCUUGGAGAAGAUAUCACUGUUCUUGCAGGCGCAGAAGAAUGUUAUUAUACAGAAGAUUGAAGCUAAUGAACUACCCUGGAGCCACGAUUCAUACGAGACUCUGGACCGAGGUAUCAACUAUGCAAUAACCCUGAUGCAAGACCUCAAGAACGCAUGGCAAGCAGUACUGCCAGCCCGCAUGUAUGAACUGACAGUUUGCACACUGAUCCAAGCGCUGUGUCAGUCAAUGCUGGGCCGGAUCUUUGCUGACACUAAACCUAUAUGUGAAGAUCUGGUGUACAUGAUUGCUGUCAGAUUUGAGGACACCAUAGCUGAAAUUGCUACUCUGUUUGAGGAACCAAUGAAGUUCGAAUCCAAAAUCGAUGUGUGGAGCAAGUUUGAAAUGAUGCCAAAGCUGCUAAAAGCGCAGAUGCUAGAGAUAGUGGACCUCUGGAGCCAACACAAGGGUCUCUCUCAGAGCUACGCGUGCGAGGAAAUUAGACUUAUCAUCAAAAUGAGGUUCCCCGAUGAUAAAUAUAGGUUGAAAAUAUUGAAAGAAAUACAGUGAUUUUUAUUUAUUUUC